Paramecium primaurelia is the source of this 2137-nucleotide messenger RNA. The record is from the annotation of a GenBank genome assembly. NCBI's taxonomy places the organism in Eukaryota, Ciliophora, Oligohymenophorea, Peniculida, Parameciidae.
AUGCAAGAUAUUCAAGAAGUAAAUUAAAAAUCAUUUUACUACGAACUCAAAAAUGGCGACCCUAUUUUAUAAUCUUAAUGGUGUACUGCCAUGGCUAUAGAUCAAAACAAUGAAAUGGUCUUGAUGUAAUAAAAUGGAUUAAUAAAGUGUUUUUAAUUUAAACACAAUGUAUUGAAAAUAUUAGCUAUUAUAUAAAAUCCAAAAGAAAUUGUCAAAGUAGUGAUGUUUUUAAAGAAUAGAUCUACUUUUUUAUCAACUAAAGGUGAUUCUAUAAUUAAUUGGUCUAUGAAUUUAAUGUAAUGUUGUAAAUUUAUCAAUAAAUAAAAAUGUAGAAAUAAAGUAAAGGUAUAAAUAGAAAUUUUAUAAUCCUAAAAAUUCAUUGAUAUAUUUAAGAUUAAAAGGUAGGGAAGAUUUGUAUAAAAAAUAAGAGUAAAUUAUUGAUGAUUAGACUAAACCUAUAGAAUAAGAUGAAUAUUUAGAAGGUUUAGAAUGUAUCAAUAACUUAUUAAUUGGAUUAUCUAAAAUAAAAGAUAAGAAACUUAGUGUUAUUGAAAAAUAGAAAAUAUUACCAUUGUAAAUUCAAAGACAUCGUUUAGAUGAGAAAGGUGAUCAUCAUAAAGAAUCUAAAAUAUAGAAGAAGGAUGAAAGAGAAAAAGAUUAAGAAGAAUAAAAGAAGACUUAAAAUGAAAAAUAAACAGAAUAAACUAUAAAAUAAUAAUAAUUAUAAGAGGCACAAUUAGCUAGAUAGAUUAGACAUGAAAAGUAAUUACAGGAAAAAGAAAAGUAAAAAUUAUUAGAAUAAAGAUAAGUUUAUAAAAUAUUAACAAAGAAAUAAAUAAAUUAAGGUUUAAUUCUAUAUAGAUGUUAGUUAAGAUAAAAGUAAAAAGACUCAAUUAAAUGGUUAAGAUAUUCAGAAAUAGCUUUAAUAAGUAAAGGGGAAAGUGAGAUCUUCAAUUUUGAGAAGAGAAUUUCAGAUCAAUUAUUUAUGUAAUAACACAAGAGUAAUAUGAGAUCAGUGUUAAUAACUAAGUAAGCAAUGUUUGAUAUAGUCACAAUUCAUUAUGUUAAAGAAUAAAAGGAAGUUAAUAAAUUUGAACAAAAAGAUUUUAUUAAUAAUGAAAUGGAAAAUCUUAAUUUGUCUAUCAAUUAAGAUAAAUUAGUAAAUGAAAAGAAAAUUAUAAAAAAUACAAAUAGAAAGAAGAAAGUUUAAGAGAAUCAAAAGAAUAAGGAUUAGGAGAAAUAACAGUUAUAAAAAGAGAAAUAGUAAUAAUUAGAUUAAUUACAAUAAUAUGAUACAAUAAAAAAAUAAGAUAAUAAAUAAAAGGAUAAUCAACAAUAAUAAGAUAUUAAGAGAAUAAAAAAUAAAAUUAGUUAUUAAGAGAGUGAUGAAGAAAAGAAUGAUGAGGAUCUUUUGGAUGCUGAUUGUGUAUAAAUAUAUAAAAUUACUUAAGAUAAAUAAAGAAAAUUAGAUAAAAAAGAUAAAGAAUUGAAAUAAUAAUAAAAUAAUUAGUAAUAGAUUGAAGAGUCAAAAUAAAUUGAAUUAAAUGAACAUGGUUAAAAUAAUAAUAAUUAAUAAAUUAAAGAAUAAAAAAAAGUAAAGAAUCCAAAAAUAAAGGAGUGUCCAUUAAGUAGAUUAGAAACAAAUGAUGAGAUAAAAAAGAAAGAAUAAAUUAAUUAAAAAAGAAAAGAAAAACGUAGAUAGGAAUAUCAAUAAUAUUUAAAUGAAAUAGAAUAAGAAUAAUUAAAUGAACUUGCUAUAUCUAAAAACAAAAAAGCUAUCAAAGAUACCUAAAAUUAAAAAACUAAUAAAUAAUUAAUAAUAUAAAAAAAUAAUAAGAAACGAAGUAAUAAAUAAGAAACAGAAAAUAUAGAAAUUUAAACUAAUGUAAAUAAUUCAAAUGCUAUAAAACAAAAAGAACAAUUAAAUACUAGUGAAAAUAAAUCAACAUCUUCUAAAUCAUCACCAAAUGGAGAAUCUAUUGAAUCUGGAUAUGUUUCAUCAAAACGUAUAUAUGAAAAAAGAAAUCAAAACAAAAAAAGACUCAAAAUUAUUGAAGAUGAUGAAUCAGAAUUUUAUGAAUAGAAUGCUAAAUAAAAUGAAAAGGAACAGAAGAAAAAAAGAGUUAAAUAAAAAUGA